Polyodon spathula (Mississippi paddlefish) is the source of this 1965-nucleotide messenger RNA. RefSeq names its product DNA excision repair protein ERCC-8-like. Gene Ontology annotation, biological process: transcription-coupled nucleotide-excision repair; protein polyubiquitination; proteasome-mediated ubiquitin-dependent protein catabolic process. Gene Ontology annotation, cellular component: Cul4A-RING E3 ubiquitin ligase complex; nucleotide-excision repair complex. Gene Ontology annotation, molecular function: protein binding. The coding region runs from base 152 to 622 and encodes 156 amino acids. The transcript is spliced from 7 exons. The record is from RefSeq and is a predicted model, not a curated record. Lineage: Eukaryota; Metazoa; Chordata; Actinopteri; Acipenseriformes; Polyodontidae.
CUGUCGUGGGAUCGGAGGAUGCCCACUGAACCUUCAGUUCUCCUUAGUCUGUGAGGAGAGAAAUGACUGGACAUUCCAAAUUGGAGAGAAAAUUGGGGGUAGAAUAAUUGGACACAUUAUAAAUAAAUAAAAAAAAAACUUUAAUAAUGGGAUGUCAUCAAUGAUUGAUAGUAUUAGAGGGUGUAUUAAAGUCGCCUUUUUUAAAUCUUUCAGCAUGUUAUCAGGUGGGGCAGAUGGAGUCAUUGUCAUCUUUGACUUUGAGAAUUCCAGCAGGAAGCCGCAGUAUACUUGCAAAUCACUAUGUAGAGUGGGCAGGUCCAGUCGCCAUGUAUACCAGUUCAGUGUGGAGACAGUGCAGUGGUAUCCACACAACACUGGCAUGUUCACAUCAAGUUUCUUUGAUAAGACUCUGAAAGUAUGGGACACAGAGACUUUACUUCCAGCUGAGGUUUUCCAUUUUGAAGGGAAUGUAUAUUGUCAUAACAAGUCUCCCAUUGCAAGGAAACAUAGUUUGAUAGCAGUUGGUACCAAAGACCCCAAAGUACAGCUUUGUGACUUGAAGUCUGGUUCACGUAUACACAUUCUACAGGCACUGAUAGCAGAGUGCGAUUCUGGGAUGUGAGGAAAGCUUCCGGAAGUCUGUUCACAUUAGACCAGCAUAAUGAUGAGAAGUCUGAAGCAUCUUCUGAGGCAGCCCCCUCAUGAUGAGGAGACAGGAAAUUAGAGCCCAGUGACGGAUCAAAAACCGCAACUGUUAAAAACAUAAAGGCGUGAAGUUUACUGCCUCCAGCGGUUGCAGUCCGGAGUUUGUGUUUGCACCCUGUGGUGGUACUAUUGCAGUGUAUGCCCUUUAUACUGGUGAACUGAUAACCACGCUCAGGGGGCACUAGAACAAUGUGGACUGCUGUGAAUUCCAUCCUGAUUUCCAGACUGGAGGACAGUCAAGCUUCAAUCCUGCUUCCAAGAUGCUUGGAGCAGCAGUGAUGAGGAAGGAUGAACCUCUGCUAUCACUGAUGGACUUUUUAUUGAACUGUAAACUCCUGAAAAGAAGGACAAGACUGCAAUAUCUAAAGAUAAUUCACUGUAUGAAAAGAUUAGUAUCUAAUAUUAAAAAACAAACAAACAAAAAAAAUCAUGCCUAGGUAUGUGUUUCCUUGCAGUAACAAGGGUCAGAAUACAAAGAACGGUAAUUCUACUCCUGGGCUAAUUAAAUAUAAUAAAAUAACUACUUUGGUACCUGGAUGGUUUAAUUGAUUUAGAUUUUUUUUAGAACAUAGUUGGAAUAAACAGGUGCAUCUGAAGGGCUAAACAAAUGCAUUGUGGGUCACCAGAGGAACCUCUGUAUUGAGCAUUAUAACGAUAAAAAUAAAUAGGUAACGCCCUUUUUUUUUUAAAAGACUUUUCCAACAGAAUAUUCAGAGGAUGUACAAAAAAUGAUAAUCAUGUGCCAUAUGCAACACACAGGUUUGUGCAAAUGGAUUGAGGGUCAGCACAGUCUGAUUUCUUAAGCAAAUGGAAUCUGCAAUGUGUAUCUGGACUAAAUAAAACCGGUUUUAGUGGCAAUGUGCAACACAGCUGAUCUGUAACAGUGAAGGCUAUUUCGUGUCGAUUCCUUGAUUUAGAGACAAGAAAUCCAAAAUGGUAAUGUCUUUCAUGAAAGUCUGGAGUGGUAAUAAUGUCCUGUCUUGAUAAUACCACUUUGCACCAUGGCAUUUUAUAACUUGAAACUGUCAUCUGGUUAAAUGAUUUACCAUGCUCAAUAACCUCAUAGAAAACAGAGGAGACAGAUGUGUUUUCUUUAUCCAUGUAUAACUCUUUUUUCCUCCAUAUUUAGGAUUAUUUCUGAAUAAAUUAAAAAAAAAAAAAGCUCCUCAGAAAACUGCCACAUUGCUGUUAAUUCUGUUUACAUAUGUUUUUUCUCCUAAUGUAUUCUAUCUAUCAAGGUGAAUAAUGCAUUUUAAACAA